GUUGAGGCCCAUCUCGUCUUCGUUUUAUCUGUAUCUGUUGACUUGACCAUGAAGAUAACUUCUUUACUUUCAAAUUUGAGUGAUUAGCAAAGAGCUACAUAAUGUAACCAGUUUUGCUUUUUGCAAACCAUCUCUGUUUCUCAGCGGGCUGGAAACCACACUAUUGCUUCCUCUUUACUUUGCAGUGAGAGCACAGCAUUUGUCACUCAACCUCUGAAGGUUAGUGACACUGCUGGGACAGGAAAGGACUGUGCUGGCCCAAAUGGCAGGCAUCUCAUAUGUGGCAUCUUUCUUUCUCUUUCUGACUGAGCUCAGCCUUGGCCAGAGAGAAGUAACAGUUCAGAAAGGACCACUGUUUAGAGCUGAAGGUUACCCAAUCAGCAUUGGCUGCAAUGGGACUGGCCACCAGGGACCUCGUGAGCAGCAUUUCCAGUGGUCUGUUUACCUGCCAACAAACCCGACCCAGGAAGUCCAGAUCAUUAGCACCAAGGAUACUGGCUUCUCUUACGCAGUUUAUACGCAGCGGGUGCGAAGUGGAGACAUCUACGUGGAGAGGGUCCAGGGCAACUCAGUCUUGUUGCACAUCUCAAAGCUCCAGGUGAAGGAUGCUGGCGAGUAUGAGUGUCACACACCGAACACUGAUGAGAAAUACUACGGGAGUUACAGUGCAAAGACUAGUCUAAUUGUUAUUCCAGAUUCGCUCUCUGCCACCAUGAGUUCUCAGACUCUCAGUAAGGAAGAAGGUGAGCCAUUAACCCUCACGUGUGAGGCAUCCAAAGCCACAGCCCAACAUACACACCUCUCUGUCACCUGGUACCUAAUGCAGGACGGAGGAGGAAGCCAAGCCACAGAGAUUAUUUCUCUCUCCAGAGAUUUUAUAUUGGUCCCUGGGCCCUUGUAUACAGAGAGGUUUGCAGCCAGUGACGUUCGGCUCAGCAAGCUGGGGGCCUCUACGUUCAGGAUGUCCAUAGAGAGGCUCCAGCCCUCAGAUCAGGGCCAGCUGUUCUGUGAGGCGACGGAAUGGAUCCAGGAUCCAAAUGAAACCUGGAUGUCCAUCACAAAAAAGCAGACAGAUCGAACCACUCUGAGGAUCCAGCCAGCAGUGAAAGAUUUUCAAGUCAACAUUACAGCUGACAGCUUGUUUGCUGAAGGGAAACCCUUAGAACUGGUUUGCCUGGUUGUAGGCAGUGGCCGUGACCCACAGCUUCAAGGCAUUUGGUUCUUCAAUGGGACUGAAAUGGCUCACAUCGAUGCUGGUGGAGUCCUGGGCCUCAAGAAUGACUACAAACGAAGAACAAGUCAAGGAGAGCUCCAGGUUUCAAAGUUAGGCCCCAAGACUUUCUCUCUCAAGAUCUUCUCUCCGGGCCCAGAGGAUGAAGGCGCCUACAGAUGUGUGGUAGCAGAGGUCGUGAGAACACGCACAGGUUCCUGGCGGGUGCUUCAGAGAAAGCAGUCACCAGACAGCCACAUGCGCCUGAAGAAGCCAGCAGCAAGAAGUGUGGUCAUGUCUACCAAGAACAAGAAGCAAGUUGUAUGGGAAGGAGAGACUCUCACCCUUCUCUGUAAGGCCAGUGGAGCUGAAAGUUCCCUGUCUGUGAGCUGGUGGCACAUCCCACGGGACCAGACACAGCCCGAGUUUGUGGCUGGCAUGGGGCAGGAUGGCAUCGUGCAGCUGGGCGCCUCCUAUGGGGGACCCAGUUACCAUGGCAACACAAGGCUGGAGAAAGUAGACUGGGCCACCUUCCAGCUGGAGAUCACCUUCCCUGCCAUCACAGACAGUGGCACUUAUGAAUGUAGAGUAUCUGAAAAGUCUCGGAACCAGGCCAGAGAUCGGAGCUGGACUGAGAAGAUUUCAGUUACCGUAAAGUCUCUGGAGUCAAGUUUACAAGUUAGUCUGGUGAGCCGUCAGCCGCAAGUGAUGUUAACCAAUACCUUUGACCUGACCUGCAGAGUGGGGGCCGGUUACUCUGACCUCAAGGUGCCACUCACUGUGACGUGGCAGUUCCAGCCAGCUAGCUCUCACAAAUUCCACUGGCUUAUUCGAAUCACCCACAAUGGCACUAUUGAAUGGGGGGAUUUCCCAUCCCAGUUCCAUAAGAAGACGGAAGUUUCACAGUCUUUAUUUCGUUCACAACUCCUAAUCCAUGAUGCCACUGAGGAAGAGACAGGAGUGUAUCAGUGUAAAGUGGAAGUUUAUGACAGAAAUUCCCUACACAACAGCCGCCCCCCGAGGGCUUCUGCCAUCUCUAACCCACUGCAGAUAGCCGUCACUUUACCAGAGAGCAAGCUAAAAGUGAAUUCAAGCAGUCGAGUCCAAGAGCUCGCCAUCAACUCCAAUGCUGAUAUAGAAUGCAGCGUCUUGUCCCGGUCCAACGGAAACCUUCCGUUAGCCAUUAUUUGGUAUUUUUCUCCUAUUUCCGCUAAUGCCUCCUGGCUGAAGAUCCUGGAGAUGGACCAAACCAGUGUUAUAAAGAUCGGGGAUGAAUUUCACACCCCACGGAGAAAACAAAAAUUUCAUACUGAGAAGGUUUCCCAAGACUUAUUUCAGCUGCAUAUUCUGAGUGUGGAAGAUAGUGAUCAGGGCAGAUAUCACUGUGCUGUGGAGGAAUGGCUCCUGUCUACAGAUGGCACGUGGCACAAGCUUGGAGAAAAGAAGUCAGGACUGACAGAAUUGAAACUCAAGCCCACAGGAAGUAAGGUACGUGUUUCCAAAGUGCACUGGACCAAAAAUGUGACUGAGCACAGCGAGGUGGCCAUCCACUGCAGCCUGGAGAGCGCAGGCAGCUCGGCCGCUCUGUACUCUGUGAUGUGGUACUGGAACAGAGAGAAUGCUGGAAGUAAAAUGCUGGUGAACUUGCAGUAUGAUGGCUUGCUGGACUAUGGGGAAGAGGGGCUCAGGAGGCACCUGCACUGUUACCGUUCAUCCCCUACAGACUUUGUCCUGGAGCUUCAGCAGGUGGAGAUGGAGGAUGCAGGAACGUACUGGUGUAGGGUGGCAGAGUGGCAGCUCCAUGGACACCCAAGCAAGUGGGUUAACCAAGCAUCUGACGAGUCACAGCGGAUGGUGCUCAUGGUGCUGCCUUCAGAGCCCACACUUCCUUCCAGGAUCUGCUCCUCGGCCCCGUUACUCUAUUUCCUGUUCAUCUGCCCCUUCGUCCUGCUCCUGCUUCUGCUCAUCUCCCUCCUCUUCUUAUACUGGAAGGCCAGGAAGUUGUCAACGCUGCGUUCCAGCACACGGAAAGAAAAGGCUCUCUGGGUGGACUUGAACGAGGCUGGAGGUAUGACCACAAACAGGAGGGAAGACGAGGAGGAAGAUGGACGCAGCUGAAUCCCGAGAGGCACCUGCAGCUAGGAAGGAAAGGUGGGGGUUUCUGAACUGGGCUGACCGGGGUGUGAAUGAAUCCUGGUUCUGUCCUCAACUAUGUCUGCGGUCCUGGGCAAGUGACCUAGGAAUCAGAGGGAGCAUUCGCUGAGUGCUUACUGGUUCCAGGCAUCGUUAAGGGUUCCUUUGUGUCUUCCCUCAUCCACUUCUCGCAUCCCCUGCUGGAACUAGCCAGCAUCAUUACCAUAUGUGUCUUGAAGGUUCAGGGCCCUGGGCUGCAAGGAAAUAAGAGGCUCCCUCACACGGACUCUGGAGGGCUGCAGCAAUGCCCUGGUGGGGCUGCUCUCUCCUCUUUUAUGUCACCAGUCACACCGACUCUAGGUAAUCAUUUUCCUCCAGAUGAGAGGUGUAGGAAAGGGCCUGAGGCCAGCGAGGCAAAAGGAGUUGGGAACAUGCUCUUUGUUUACCUAAAAUUUGCCUCCCCAACAAGAAUGUAAUUUCCUUCAAGGCAGAAAUCCAAUUUUCUUCUCCCAGCCUACCUACAAAGGCCCACUGGAGAGUGAGCUCUGCUAACAGGUGCGUCACUAAUACAGGUGCGUCACUAAUACAGGUGCGUCACUAAUACAGGUUCCUUGACAAAACGAUGAAACACUUGUAGCCUGAGUCUGGGUUGUUUUUUGUUUGUUUGCUUAUUAUUCAAUAAGACUUUUUAUCAAGUAAUUAAAUGCUAAGCAAAAACUUUUAAAAACUCAUGGAACAGUGCUCCAGUCAGCCCCGCAAGGCCUCCUGCACCUGCUUUCCCCCACGCCUCCAUACCCCACCAGAAGGUCCAUGUGGCUCCUGGUGCUCAGCCAGUGCCUCAUUUUCUUUGACCUGAUGGCACUGGGAAGUAGCGAAGGUGGUGUCUGGAGGAGCAGGUCGACAGUGCCAUGGUCCCCGCAUACUCCUGCAGGGCCGAGCUUGAGGGGCAGCAGUAGGUCAAGUCUGGUUCCCCAGCAUCUCUUAUUCUCAGUCGCAAAAAGCAGGAGGUGGGGGUGGGUUGCAAGGGUGGGGUGUAAUGGGUUAAAUCUUUCAACAGCUGUCCCCACUGGGCCUGCAGUCCCCUCAUCUUUGUUUCAAAAGUUGCUCAGGCCCUGUUGUAGCCAGAAUUGGAAAUCAAUCAGUGCCACCUAACAAACUUGAGAAAGCACAUCUAUUUAUUAUCUAUGUGACCAACCGAGUUGCUUUAACGCUCGUUGAUUUGCAUGUCCAAGGAGAGCAAUUUACUUUUAAUUAUUUGAUCAGGCACACAAGUUUUUUUACAAGGGGAUUGCUGGUGGCUAUGAGCACUCCUACCAUGGACCUACAGGUUCCUUAAACUCGCGUCCCUUCAUAGCCUGAUUUAAAAUACUCAGCACGUUUGCUUCUUGUCACCCAGGUAAGGGAGCACAUUUUUACAACAACAAAGCUGAGAUGAGGACUUCUUAGAAAGUUUAAUGACCCCCUGUCCCUAUUUUUUAGAAACCUGUAUUUUAAUUUAAAGGGAAAGAAAGCAGAAGCGAGGCUGGGCAGAGAAUCUUGGAUGGAUUCUGCCGCAGCCCUCGCAGGAGCACCCUUGCCUCCAUCCCUCCUCUCCCCUCACCUGGACACGUCCUUCAGCUUUGAGCUCAAAUGCCUCUUCCCCUUUGAAUCUAGCACUGAAGGGCAGACAGGGAGAGUCUCCUGGGACGGUAGAAAUUUAACCAACUUGAGCAACCAGCCUGUUUUACAGCUUCCUGCCCUGCUGCCUGUUUAUUUCUAAGUCCCGUGUGCAAUGCGGUGACCUCGUCAGCUGGAACCAGCUCCUGACAGACCCCCGGCAACGUCUAGAUGAACCCCAGUGAACUUGCCUCAUUACCAUGUCGAAGUAACUACCCCGGGAGGAGCUAUAGCUUCCUGACCGGAACAUGUGAGCUAUGUGCUGGCAUGACAGCCCUCUGCAGCUGUGCCACGGGGACCCCUCCCCUAUAUGCACUGUCUCCCCUCUCCAUCACCCCAUAAAACCCUCCUGUCACUUUCCUUCAGAGACACCACUUUGGAGAAUAUUCUCAGUGCUCUCCUUGCUUGUGACAAGUAAAAAACUCCUAUUGAUCAAAACCCAUGUUCUCGUGAAGAGUCGUUUGUUACUUGCCUGGCAAACAAACCCCAUUUUUUACCAGGGAACGGAGACCCUCAAAUAUGAAACUAUUCUGGCCAGAGCAGAGCGUGGGAAGUAUGAGUUCCCAGCGGGCAUCUGCUGCAUGUCAGGCCCUGUGGUAGGAGCAAGGGGUCCUGUGGUGACGCAGACACAGCCCCGUCCCCCUGGGAUGAUCACCUUGUAUGUCCUGGAUGCUCUGCUUUCAUUCAUGGGACUUAGAGCUCCUUUGAUUGUCCAAGCGGUUACAUGGCACUGUCUGUCCCACAGGCAACUAAAACCCUCCAAAACUAAAACAAACACCACCACAGUAUUUUCUUCCUUUCAAACUUACAAAAUAAAA
Callithrix jacchus (white-tufted-ear marmoset) is the source of this 5817-nucleotide messenger RNA. It is a transcript of the gene CD101, whose product is annotated as CD101 molecule. Gene Ontology annotation, cellular component: membrane. Lineage: Eukaryota; Metazoa; Chordata; Mammalia; Primates; Cebidae. The record is from RefSeq and is a predicted model, not a curated record.